Molecule: messenger RNA, 1035 nt
Organism: Pantherophis guttatus
Lineage: Eukaryota; Metazoa; Chordata; Lepidosauria; Squamata; Colubridae
Source: RefSeq, a predicted model, not a curated record
AUGUCCCCCCCUGGCCGCCCGCGGAUCCGACAGGGUGGCCCCGAAGCAGCCGCCCCGCCAGGCGAGCAGCGCGGGGCGGCGGCAACGACGGGCAAUCGGGCUCCCUCGGCACGGCUGCUGUCCUUGGUGCUGAAUCGGCGGCGGCGGCGGCGACUGCUCUCCGCCUGCGUGGUCGGCUUCGUGGGAGGCGGAGAGGCAGAGGAGGCUGCUGGAGCGUCUGGACAGCGGCAGGCGCAGCCGGCGAACCCUGCGCAGGAGCUGCGCAAAAGAGAGAGAGAGAGAGAGUGCCGCCCCUCUCGACUGGCCCUGCCUGGCUGGCUGGCUGGCGCUGGGGCCGCUGAACAAAAGAAACCCUCCGGUGGAAGGUUUGGCUCGGGAAAGAAAGCGACUUCGGCGGAGCUGGGGGGACUGAUUCCGCCCGGGGCCGUUCGUUCUUUCGUUCGUUCGUUCGUUCGUUCGUUCGUUCGUUCGUUCGUUCGUUCGGCCUGCCUGCCUGCAGCCACCUCGGCGGAGGGCGAGGCAACGUUCAUCGAUCAGACCAGCUGCUGGGGCGUCCGCCGAGACAGGCGACAGCAACGAGGGAAGGGCUGGUCUGAAUCCCGCAGCGGCUUUCCGGGGCUCCCUGCUGGGAGAAAGAAGACACCAACAUUAGGGGCGCGGGAGAGGGAGGGUUCGCUGGCCCCCACCCCGAUUGCCCUCCCCUCCCCUUCGCCCGAGAAGUCUGGAGGAAUCCGAGCGUUUGCAAGGAGUGAGCAGCUCCAGCAGGCUUCCCAGGAGCGAAGGGAAGACUCGCCUCUCGCCUCCCUUUUCCAGCCUCCGCCUUCCCCAGGAUCGAGACCGUGGGGCAUGAAGGGCGCGGGGGCAGGCAGCAGGGGUGGAGACAGCCUCUCCCCUCCGGGUCGACUCGGGCUCCAGUCUCAGAGUUGAGAUUAGAGUAGGGAGGUGUAAACCGUGGCUUGAUUCAGGGGACCUACCACCACCGCCCCCCUCGCCACAACCCAUCCUCCCCGGCUCACUGAACCAGAAACCGGAGCC